This is a messenger RNA of Porites lobata, 17976 nucleotides long. NCBI's taxonomy places the organism in Eukaryota, Metazoa, Cnidaria, Anthozoa, Scleractinia, Poritidae. The record is from the annotation of a GenBank genome assembly.
CAGAAAUGCAAUGGCGGAACAAGCAUGGCUUUUCUGCAGAUUUGUCGUCGACACCGUAUACUUUUUGAGGGUGCAAGUGCUUCGGUAAAGCUUCUUUUGACAAGGAAAGGGUUUCAAAGUUGUCGAAUUCUACACAGUCAUAAAAGCAAACAUCUCCGCGUAGGUAAGAAAGAUUAUUCUUUCCCAUGUGUCAAAAAAUACGCACCCGGCAGCCGGGAAAUGUUUUUAGUUUUAAUCAGGGACAACCAGGAAAUAAUGAAAAUUAAAAACAACAAUAAUCAAUUAUCGGAUGAGGCUGAGGCUGAGUAUAAAUUAAAUAAUCUAGCAGGUCGAGGGUGGUUUAUAUCUACCUCCAUACGUUUGUCAGAUGUUUUAAGAAAAAUUGAAUGAGAUAAAAAAGAAUUAGACAUAAAUUUUAGACUACUGGGUAUCUAGUCGCCUGAGCAAACAGCUGACAUUUCGUGUCACCACCACUGGCUUCCCCCCAAAAUGACAUCUGAGAAACAAGCGCAGAAAUUCCAUACUCAUGACGCAUCACUACCCAGAUCUGGGUAGUGCUCCUGAUUGGUUGAAGCAAAUUUCUUUCCUGACAUGACCAAUAAUAGAAGUACCACCAAGAUCUGGGUAGUGAAUGUCAUCAGUUAAGAGGGUAUGAAAUUUAUGCAGUUGCUGCUCAGACGUCAUUUCGUGGGCAAACCAGUGGUUGCAUCACAAAAUGUUGGCUGUUUUCUCAAUGUAGUUAUCUCGUAUUUUGAAGGCAUAGAGAGGCCGAAAUACGAGUAAACAACAGAAUUUUCUCCGUCAGGUACAAGUUAUGAUUUCUCUUUUACCAUCAUUUAGAGAAGAAGGCAUUAAAUAAUGACAACAACUUUCUGGAACCAAAAUUACACAACUUCCAAUCCACACAUGGGUUUUGCACUAUAACGUCCCCUCUUGAUCAGAAAGUUGCUCCCUCAGCAGCAAAAGAUGUUUCUGCAGUUGACAGAGGCCACAAGAGGAAAACUAAAAAAGCAGAAAGUAACAAAAAGAAAACAGAUAAAAGUAGUGCUAAAAGCACUGAAACAGCUAAAGGAACAGACUCCAAAGGGAUUCAGAAUAAUGACACAGAUAGUGGAGCAGCAAAAAAGAAGAAUCCUUCUCAUAAAUAUGACUUGUCAAGGAAUAGUGAAAGAAAAAGUGAGAGGACAUUAUUGGAGAGUAUAAAUAAGCAGAAAAAAGGAACAAGUGAAUCUUCAAAACUAAGUAAAGAGAAUAAAGAUGUACUUGUGACAACAGUAGGGACAGCUGGGAACGAUGAUGAACAUAUGUUAGAUUAUGGUCCUGAAGCUAUCUUAGUUGCGGGGGAGGAUGAUCAUCAUGAUGAAACAGAAAUGGAGGAUCUUGGCGAUGUUUCUCAUCUAGUAACAACAAAAGAAUUUGCUAAGGAAAAAGAUGACAUUGAUUUGGAUUUUCUUAGUGAUGAUGAGGAAUCUACUGUAAGAACAGAGAGUGUAGCUGCAUUGGAGGAACUUGAAAUCACAUCUGGUGCAAUGUUUGACAGUAUUGUUCCAACUCCUAAAAAAUACAGAGAGGGAACAGCAGGUGGAAGGCUUUUUGAAGCACAGACUUUGGCUGAAAUAGAUGGAUAUCUGUUUCUAGGAAAUGUGAGUAAGGAGCCCAACAUGAGAAAAUAAAAAUAUGUUCAAAUUCAUGAUAUAGUCAACUCUCUUUAAGAUGGACACCUUUGGGACCAGCACUAUAUUUCUGUCUAAAAGUGACAUCCAUCUAUCAAGAGUUAAAUGAAGGGUGCCAAGAAAGGUGGGGACUAACUCAAGGUGUCCGUUUUACCGAGGUUCUAGUAUUUUAAAGACGUCUUUGGGACCAGCACUAUAUUUCUGUGUAAAAGUGACAUCCAUCUAUCUUGAGUUAAAUGAAGGGUGCCAAGAAAGCGGGGACUAACUCGAGGUGUCCGUUUUACCGAGGUUCUAGUCUUUUAAAGAUGUCUUUGGGACCAGCACUAUAUUUCUGUCUAAAAGUGACAUCCAUCUAUCAAGAGUUAAAUAAAGGGUGCCAAGAAAGGCGGGGACUAACUCGAGGUGUCUGUUUUACCGAGGUUCUAGUCUUUUAACGAUGUCUGUGGGACCAGCACUAUGUUUCUGUCUAAAAGUGACAUCCAUCUAUCAAGAGUUAAAUGAAGGGUGCCAAGAAAGGUGGGGACUAACUCGAGGUGUCCGUUUUACUGAGGUUCUAGUCUUUUAAAGAUGUCUUUGGGACCAGCACUAUGUUUCUGUCUAAAAGUGACAUCCAUUUAUCAAGAGUUAAAUAAAGGGUGCCAAGAAAGGCGGGGACUAACUCGAGGUGUCCAUUUUACCAAGGUCCUAGUCUUCUUAAGGUGUCUUUUAAGAGAGAGUGGACUGUACAUUUACAAGUAGACGGUAGAAACGGUUUUUAUGGUGUUCUUCUUGAUCUUCAUAAUUUGUCAGGCCAUAUGAAACCCAAAUCCAAUCAUUGCUUAUUGUUUAAUGCGACAUAAAAUCUUCAUAAAUUUUUGUUUUAAUAAAAGAACUUAAACACAUUAUUAUGCGUAAUGACACUAAGUUUCUCCUUGUGUCUAGCCCUAUCAAGCUGAAAAGCUGUUCAACAGGUAUCUGAGAAUGGGAAAGAAGUUUGAUGUAAAUACUUUUAACAAACUACUUCAUGGCUGGGCACAGAAAGGAAACCUGAUGAGUGUUAAGUUGCUGUUUAAACUGCUUAAGAGAGAAGGUCUAGAACCAGAUAUGGGAACCUAUGCUGCAAUGCUGCACGGCUAUGGCAAAUUUGAUGAUGUAGAUGGUGUUCGGAGUGUCAUUAAAGAAAUGGAGGAGAAGGUCAGUGAUAUUUUACUAAUAUUCUGUGUGCAUUUGUCUCUUCCAAAAUGAGAACAUAAUUUGUCAAGGAAAAUUUUUCUCCCAUUUUGAUUACCCACUCACACCUCAUCACAUACAUGUACCUUUUAAAAACCACCCCUCCCCCCCAUGAAACCAUGCAUGUCCCUGAUACCACAUGUGAUAUCAUCAGAGCUAAUAUUAUAUUUAAUAUUAUAUUGUUUUAUUGGGACUAAGUCAAGUGGCAUGUAUCGUCUGAACUACAAUGUUUAUGUAGGCAAGCAACGGCAAUUAAAAAUGCUAGGGGAUUUUAUUUUAUUUUUUCUUAUUUUGCUCAAUUCAUUUCGCUCAGUGUGCAAAGAAAGUAGUGUCCAAUAGCCCGGGGCUAGUGGAUUUUGCUAUCGGGCUAGUGAAUUCUUGGCCAACGGGCAAGUGAUGUUUUUUGAUUAAUUAAAAUAACAGAGGAACUGUGAAAUCAAUUCUGCUAGUCAAAAAGUUUUUGGGGCUAGUUGAAAUGAUGUCUGGGCUAGUAAAUGCUAGCUUCAGCUUGCCCGAAUGGCAAGCUGUAAAAAUGAUUUUCUUUGCACCCUGUCUCUAGAUACAAAGUUGCCAGUGUUAAAGCUUCCAGUUGCCAAGGAAAAUCCUUCAGGGCUCUGGCUCUUUUUGAUAGCUAGCCUUAUCCAUUCUCGACAGCUGUCUAACUCUGUCACCGUCUGCACAAACAUUUCAAUAGAGAAAUAUCAAUUUGGAAAGGAUCUAUUAUGUUUAUUUAUGAAAUAAUUAACUGUAGCGGGAUGUAAUUGUCUGCAGUCUCUUGGUUGUUAGAACUUAUUAAUUUUUAGUGCUCUUUCUAAUAUUUUUUUGUAUAGGAGUUUGAUAUCAGGCACAUAUUCCACAAGUGCUGUCUAACAGAACCUCAGGCUAAAGGAGUUUUGAAGGCAUUAAGACUUUUCAUCUCUGAUUACCAACCAAGUACUCCAGAAUCACGGAGCCAAAUCAAAUAUCCCAACCUUGUAAAGUCAUGGUAUUCAGACAGGGUUAACUUAGAUGAAAAACUGCAAAGUGUUCCUGGAAAACUUGAAAGAGAACUAGAUGAACCAAGACUCAAGGAGCUUUUUGAGCAACAAAUUUUACAGGAACUAUCAGGGUUUACACCCAUAAAGUCAGUCGAGGAUGACAAAGGGGACAGUGAAUUGAAUCAAAAAAGAAAGGAAAUGUUUUUAGAGUGUCGCAGCAAAUGGAGAAAAGCUUUAAUUGAGAGCAUUGAGAAAGAGUUGUUUGAAAUCAAGAACUCCAAAGGUACGGUGAACACGGACAUGUAGACUGGUGUCCAUACAUUGUCUUGUUUGACAUGAAAUUUAAGGAUCAUAGCAAAAGCUAUUCAAGCAGUACACUGUUAGUAUUUUUUUUUGUAAUGUUUUUGUUUUUCUUUACCUGGUGACUUUAAAGUUUAAGAGGAUAAAGUGUCACUAUAAAUGCGAAAUCUGCCGUCUGGGAAAUGCAUUGCACUGGUCAUACUUCGUGCCACUUGAAUUUUUGAACCCAGAUAUCAUGGUUUUCUUUUAAAAGGGUGCCAAAAUGGUUUGCAGGCAGAAAUAAGUCUGCUCAGUCAACCAGGAUAAGUAGGAAAAAAAUUGCUACAGAACAAUAAUUUGACUUUCCAAAAGGAAAUUCUUGUUUGUUGGUUGGUUUUCUUUUUCAGAACAAUUUAACUGAAGAACCACAAAAUUAAUGAGAAGUGCUCAAGGAUUGUCAUGCUGUUGGAAUAAAUUCACAUACGUUACUGUGUACAAGUUAUGAGUCAAAUUAAAUUCAGGUUUAAAAUUUUUUAAAUCUAGGUUGAUUCUCCAUUCCGUCUUCUCCUAGCCUUGAUUAUUAUGAAUUAGGGCUAGGAGAAAAGUGAAACUGAGAAUCAGUCAACAAUCGGCAACAAAAUUAGUUGAGACACUUUGCCCUGAUGGGGCUUUCUGAUGUUUUACUGAUUUCAAUGGGCAAAAUAAGACUUUUCCUCCCCCAUCCCCUCCAUGCAAUGUUUUGCCGCUGUUCAAGCUACAUACAGAAAACAAUGAACACCCCAACCGUGAAUGAAGGGGAGGGGUGUCGAUUCUUUUGUUCUCUGAAGUUACCCUAUUUUUUAAAUAGAAUGUCUCAACAUUUUUGUCACCAAUUGAAGGUUAAAAACUUUAACCUGAAUUUAAUUUUCAACUGUAACAUACAGGUACAUAGAUUUUGGAUACCAUGCUAAUGGUGCUCUUUCCUCUCCAUAGGGAAGUCUGUACACCCCAGAUUUGCACCUUUCUUCCAGGCAUUUGAACCUGAUGAGCUCGCUGAUAUUACCUUGGACACCAUUGUGUUUUAUGUGAAAGGACGUGUUGAAGGUGUACCUUUAUAUGGUGUUAGUGGAGCAUUGGGCUCAGUGCUUAACACAAAGUACAUUGUGAAACACAGAGUACAGUCUGGAAUGUUGGACAAGGUACAUGUAACUGCUGUUGAGCCUCUACAGUACUAUUACUGCCAGUACAACAACAACAAAACAUAUGACAUUUUAAACCAAAGUUAGAAACAAUAUGUGCACAACCCAAAAAGGCUAAAGGAGGUGAAUUACCGUAAAUCGUCUAUUAAGGUUCCCCCUCUCAAAUAAACCUCCUCCUUAUAAUAAGCCCCCCUCCCUUUUCAGGGGAAGAAAGAUGAUAAGCUCCCCCCUCUCUACUAAGCACCCCUCCCCUCCCCUAUUUAUUCUUUACCAAUAAAUGGUAGACUGUAUUGAUCAGUCAUGAUUGUAAAACUUCGUGUGGACUGAUCCCGGAUGGUUUAUUUACCAACUGGAAGUUCGCUUUUGACUCUGAUCCUCGACUACAUGAUCCUUCUUGUUCUUGAGCUUCUCCACUUUGUCUUCUAGUUCUUUAUAGAGAAAUGAUACCAUUGUCAUUUCUAAAUUAAAUACAGCUCCCCCUCUCAAAUAAGCCCCCCAUCUCUAUUAAGUCCCCUCCCAGUCAAAUGGGCAUGGAAUAAAUAAACCCCCCAGGGGAGCUUCAUAGAGGUUUUACAGUAUGUAAUAUGAAUAAAUAGAUUAUUCAAUAAAAAAGUUACAGAAAAACUGGAGAAAUAAUAAAACUUAUAAGAUAGUAGUGUGCAUUUAAUGACACAUGAACAGGGUGCAAAGUGAAGUCAAUUUUUACAGUUUGGUAAGCUGUAAGUACCAUGUACAAGCCAAGAGUCAUUCUAACUAGCCCAAGAAAAAAAUGUUGAUGAGCAGGAUUGAUUUCAGUUCUUCUGUAAUUUGAAUUCUCCAUAACCUACACUUACGCGUUGGGAAAAUCAAGAACGAAAUUCACUAGCCCCAUAGUAAAAGAGUGAGGUAAUAUCUACAUGUAGUUUUGGGCUAGGUAUUGGACAUGUCUUUCUUGUAAUGCUGUGCACACAAAAUGUGAUAGUACUGUAGAUGUAUAGUGAAUUAAAUGAAAGUAAAUAAGUUACAUAGAUAUAAAUGACUGUUAUAUUUGGUGUUUGGUUUCAAACGAAACCUCUGAACUGACUUGAGUGUUUGGUUCAGAUCGUCAAAGUGCUGAUAACAGCAGUUUAUCAUCAUCAUCAUCAUCAUCAUCAUCAUCAUCAUCAUCAUCAUUAUUUCUUCAUUUAGAUGAAGGGCAUAUAUCAUGACUAUUUUUCUUAUCUGAUGGAUGAGAGGCUUACAGCAAGGAGGAUGGCUCGAGAGUUCUGGAAUGAGCUGGAUGAUAUCCUUCCUUUUGGUGGUUCACUUCAGCAAGAAGUUCCAAUCUGGCCCUGGGCUACAAAAAUAGUAGUAAGUACUGCAGUGGUACAAUGAUUCUCCCUUGCAGAUCAUACCUUGUGUAGUGUACAAAUGUGGGUGACUUUGGACUUGAAACAGCCAUGUAGAGUUAAUUUUAGUUUUAGCUGCAUUUUUGUUUCUCAUGGAAAGAGGAGUGGCUGAGUUAGUGGGGGGAUCCAGGAUUUUUCUUACGAGGAGUGCACCACUAAGGAAUGGCGUAACUGACUGGUGACGUUAACAAAUUUUAAUACAGAAUACCAGUUGUAUUAGAAAGCUGCACGUCACCUCGGGGGGAGGGGGGGGGGUGCACACCCCCUGCACCCUCCCCCUCCCCCUAGGUCCGUUCCUGUGAGUGAUUAGCCAGAGUUCAAUCCCAUCCUAACUGCUGGAUGGAUUUGUUCUUGGUCAUCACAUGAGUGGCUCCAAUGUGAAAACAAACAAGGGACUAACAGUGCACUAAUCACAGGUAACCUUUGGGGUCGUAAAUUUUUCUUUUCUGCCCAUUUAGAAACUUUUUAGUUGUCAUGUGGCCUUGAAGUAGCCAAUCCGAGUGCACAAUGUUGGGGGAAACCAAGCUAUUUAGCAACAUACGGACGUUGUAUUAUCCGAUCUUUCUUUUUCUCGAAGGCUAUAAAGGGUCUAGUCAUUUACAAACUCUCUAUAACUGAUAAUAAUAUUGGCUUUCAGUUUGGAUGCUCAUUGGUGGAUUGCUUCCUCAAGUCAGCUCAAAUUAAUGUGAAUCUCUUCAACAAUCGCCCAGAAGAGUUGAUUCUUCCAGCUUUUUACCACACGUACGAAUUUAAGGUGAACAAGAAGCUGGGAGUGUUAAAGCCACACCCAGUCGUUUGUAAAUUGUUCAAGGAGUAUUUGGCGAGUCAGGGAGAGAUUUCUAUGGAAACAACAUCGGUGCCAAUGCUGGUCCCACCACGUCCAUGGAGAGCAACCAAGGAUGGCGCCUACCUUAUCUUACCAGGUUUGAGAACUUUAUCUGAACGUGGUUUUCGUGAGUAAUAUCAACCUUGUCAAUCAUUCCUGCCAGAACAUGACAAUCAUUAGAUUCUCCUUACAUCGCACAGGUUUAGAAGAAGAAUUAAUCUUAUCUUUCAACUCGUUUCUCUACCAGGAAAAAAAGACCUCUGCCAGCAGGGAACGAACGCUUUUCAUUCACUAAAUUGUUCUUGUUUACUAUGUUUCUUUGUUUCUACUUAUAGGGCCUAUAUUUAAAAUUAUGGCUAAAAACUAGUAAUAACCAAAGGUUAGGAAGUGCGGGCGACAACGAUUGGAAAUCCAAACGCUUUUGCUCCAUCGCUAUGCUUUGCGUAUGUUUCAAGUGACAGAUAGUCAAAACACGCGCGAUCAGAUUACGAGGGGUAGAAGGUCGAAACGCGCGUGACCAAAUUGUGUUCUGAGUAUCCCUUUCAUUCUUGGUGGAAGUCCAAACGAAUGCUGGCUACAUACAUGACAACCUGGCCCCGGUUGUUCAAACGUCGGAUAGCGCUAUCCACUGGAUAAAGCACUAUCCAGCGGAUAGCGUAAUUGAUUUCCGUAAUACUUAGCCGCUGGAUAGUGAUUUAUCCGGUGGAUAGCGCUAUCCGACGUUUGAACAACCAGGGCCUGGAGAUUAGGAUUCCGGGCUCCUAUUGUCGCCGGCAAUCAUAACCAAUGACACAUCGACAAAGUAACCAUAGAGGAAUCUAUUCCUGCAAAUUUAUUUCGGUUGGCCUGGCCUACAUCGCAGGCGUACUUGUAGCCUGCGACCCAACUGCGCAUUGGAAAUUUGGAGAGUCAGGGCAAGUGCUAAUCUGCCGCAAAUGAUUAGGGCGACAAAAGAAGGAAUCUUUUCUUACUUGUUCUCCUCCCAUCCUCACUUCUUGCUUGGAUCGCCACCAACAUGCAGGGCACGUGCAGGGCUCGAAAAACGUCCCAUCCGGUAGUCCGGGACAAGUAGAUUUUCUUGCUGGGAAAGUAACCUUUAAAGCUGACUUGACUGACCAGAAGGCAAGAGUCUAAGCAAGUCAUCCUCCUACAAAAUCAGUAUUUAAGACCAGCAAGAGGUGGCCUUGAGCAAGCAAAAUGUGAGAGCUGCUUGCCCAAAGGAUAAGCUGGAAUUUUUUUUUUUCGAGCCCUGUCGUGUGGACCUUCGUCUCUCAGGGUGCCCAAAUAGAGUUUGCUUGUAGGUUAGCUUUCCUUUUCUACGAACACGCCAGUGAUACAUGUAUGCAAGCCAUGUGUGGCCUUGGUCAACGUGUGGAUACAGGAAUAAGAUAAUAACUGUUUUUGUUUGUUACAGUUGAGCUUGUUCGCAGUGCUGGUGAUGAAGAAGGUCGGUAUGACAAACUGCUGGAGGAGAAAACAAGUAAGGAAGACUUGGUUGCUGUAUUUGACUCCCUGAACUUCCUUGGGUCUUGUGCGUGGAAGACAAAUAAACGAAUACUGGAUAUUGCCAUCCUCAUGUUUAACACUGGUGGUAAUGAUGACUUAGCUAUACCUGGUCCUGUGGCCGAGCCUCAAGUGGAGUCAAAAUCGCCCAAGUGAGUUACUCCGAGACAUGUUUAUUUUCUUGCUGGGCAAGUAACUUUUAAAGCUUACUUACCCAAUGGGCCAGUCAUCCUCUAACAAAAUCAUUUACUAGCAAGACUAGCAAGAAGUGACCCCGGACGAGCAAAAUGAGAGAGCAACUUGCCUAUUGAAGACAAGCCUGAACUCUAGUAAUUCAAUUUUUGCAAAGUUUUUAGCUCUGGUUUUAUAUUCAGUCAGUUACUCGGGUACUUUUAUUUAUCUAAAUCAAUAUUUUCAGGUCUAAAACUAACGCAGAAGAAAGAAGGAAACAAAUUCAAGAAAGACGAAUCGCCAAGAAACUGGCGCGUGAACAGUACUCCUUGCGCAUGUCAGCUUUGUACAAACUCUCUGUCGCCAAUCACUUCCGUGAUCACGUUUUCUGGCUGCCAAUCAACUUAGACUUCCGGGGAAGAGUCUAUCCUAUUCCUCCACACUGCUCGCAUGUCGGUGAGUACUGGAUCUAGCAUUCAAUGAGAUUAUCAGCAUACUACUCUUUUAGGGAGUCUUUGUUAACAUCAUUGAUUACAAUUUUCAACAGUGGCCUAAAAAAACAGCCGACAUUUGCCGACGCUGGCACCGGUUUUUCCCGCGAAAUGACGUCUGAGAAACGAGCGCAGAAAUUCCAUACUGAUGACGUGUCACUGGUUUUUUGCGUCAGUGCUUUCGAUUGGGUGAAGUAGCGAGGGAAAUUUGCUUCAGCCAAUCAGAAGUACUAUCCAGAUCUGGUUAGUGACACGUCAUCAGUAUGGAAUUACUGAAAAUGUGUAAAUGUCGGCUGUUUUCACAGGUUAGUCGUUGAGGACUGGGUUCCGCAUUCAAAGAUAUUAUAGGCAUACUGCUGUGUUAGAGAAUCGUUGCUAACAUCAUUGUUUACAGGCUUUUUUGUAGCCAUAAACAUUUUAUAGAAAAGUCAUCAUGACAAGUAAACAUGUACUCCAAUGUCUGAAAGAGCUUCCCUUCAAGAAAAGAUUAGCUUUACAAGUUUUAGUUCUGUGCAGGUAAUACUUGAGGAAAUAUCCUCAAUUGGACAAACGAAAUAUCAAAUUUCAGUGUGGUAUUAGCGUUAUUGAAGCUAUACAUUUAGAAUCGCAUUUUACAAAGAAAAACUGGUCUUUGCAAGAAAGGUAAUGACAAUUCUUGUUAGUGUUCAGAAUUUUUGAUAAGUUAUGUUUUUAAUUGUCACUUAGUGAGGGAAUUAUUUUAAACAAAGAUUCGCCUGUCGAAGGUCCUUUUACGAUAGAUUUUCAGUACCAACCUUCUCUCGUAAUUGGCCAUAACCGAUUUUGAGUAUGUCCAUCAUUAUUUUUGUGUUUCCUAGGGGAUGAUCUAAGCCGAGGAAUGCUUCAAUUUGCCAAGGGUGUCCCCUUGGGGGAGAAGGGUCUGGAUUGGCUGAAGAUACAUCUUGUAGCACUCCACGGUACUAAGAAAAAGUCUUCUUUAAAAGAACGUCUUCAGUAUGCUAACGACAUUAUGGACGAUAUAUUGGACUCAGCGGACAAUCCCCUGACGGUAGGUGAAUGAUUGGGUCAACACUCCGGUAAAUGCAAGUUCUACUUUCUUAGUGGAAGAAAAUUUCUUAUACGAAGCAGCUUUGUAAGGGAUGCAACGCGACUAUAUCAUUCUUGUAUUUUUUAUGGAAAAUGUUCCCCGGCGGCGGGGAAAAAAUAAAAUUUCUUGUUGAAGAAUAAUAACCAACGGCUGGCGUGUGGUCAAACUAAAAUGCUAACAUGGUGGUACCUGUUUCCUUCUAAAAAGAAAUCAAAAUUCGCAGUCCUGGUGUAUUUUUGGGGCGAGCGAAAGUGGCUUGUUUACGUUCGUAAUGCCGUGGCCGCCAUCUUUUGAUUUUAUGACGGAAGGUUAAGGAGAGUAGAGAUAUCAACCCUUGGGGUAGGCAUAAGGGCGAAAGAAGGCGACGGGGAAGGGGAAGGGGAGAAACCCCGUCCCCUUCCUCGCCCCUUUGACUUGCCUUAACUCCUCGAUUUUUUACGGUUACGCGAGCUUAAAUAUUCGUGCACCCUGGCUAUGUAAGGGUACAUUAGUGUUGUUUUUGACGUAGAAAUGUGUUCGAUCAAUACCACCAAAUUUGGCCACGGUUUCUGCCCGAUAUCUAACUCACUGCGUGCUCCAAGCCCAUUAAGUGUUUAUCUUCUUACAGGGUCGAGGAUGGUGGAAAACCGCUGAUGAUCCUUGGCAGGCGCUGGCCACAUGCAUGGAGAUCGCGGACGCUACCCGUUCCCCAGACCCCACGCGGUUUAUUUCCCAUCAGCCUGUUCAUCAGGAUGGUUCUUGUAACGGGCUUCAGCACUACGCUGCUCUGGGCCAGGAUACGUAUGGCGCUAAACAAGUGAAUCUACUGCCUGCUGACAGGCCACAAGAUGUUUAUGAGGAGGUAAAAGUUGCGUUUCUCUCUAAGCAUUAGCGUUGGGAGACUUGCGCGCUUUCAUGAUUCUGGAAGCUAUAACUGACCUGGGUCUUCGGUCCCUGGUGGGUUCAACCAUGCAAGGCAGGUUUUUUGGUGAAAUGCCAGUCGAGUUUCCUGGACCUGUCUGUCGCGUAGUUGGUUUGUUACGUAAACAAACCACGAACUACGUUACGCGACAGACAAGCCACGCGAACGACUUCGUAAACGCUAAAAGCCAUGCAAGAGAGAAACCUCUGCUCGCAGGGUACCAGAUUGGAGGUUGCGCGAUGAGUUAAUAUUCCAUCCCCGUAAAACUGUGUCAUAUAGAUGGCUGAAACCACACACACCGUUAAGAAAGGCUGGUGGAGAGACGUGGAGGCCUUUCGUGCAACAGAGCGCGAAGAGUCGAGUUGAGGUGGGAAAAAUGGCAUUGCAUGCAAUCGAACUACAGAGAACGGGAGUGGGAGGUGGGUGGGGCGAGGAGGGGGUUAUGUUUGAGCAAGUGUAGGAGGCCGAGGAGGGCAAGGAUUCGAGGGAAUUCUCGAACGAGAAGAGCUAAAUCCUAAAUACCUACGAUAAACUUUGUAGUCAUUAGUAUUAUUUUUUCUGUACCUUGCUCUUCAGGUCGCUAAACUUGUCGAAGCUGCUCGGUUGCGUGACGCUGAAGCUGGUCACGAAAUUGCUAAAGAACUUGAAGGAAAAGUCACUCGUAAAGUGGUGAAACAGACGGUUAUGACCAUUGUUUAUGGCGUCACGUUCGUUGGUGGCCGAUUGCAGAUUGAGCGCCAAUUAAAAGACUUGGAAAUGAAUGACAAAGUUAUUUUUAAGGCUUCUACAUACCUGGUCACCAAGGUUUUCGCAAGUAUUGGGGAGAUGUUUACUGCCGCAAGAGCCAUCCAAGUGAGUCGAUUAAAUAGAAUCAGAGGUUUCUUGUGAGCCCUGCAAGUUUAUAUAAUUAUGCAAUUAGGGUUUGUAUGUGUAAUCAAAUGGUGGCGAGUGGAGUUAGGGAAUAAUUUCACGCGCGUCUUGUCCAAAUUCUAACAUGAAUUGACUGAAUUGAGUGUUUAGUGUUAAGAAUGGAAUAUCUUUGGUCUGUUUAUAGUCCCUUUUUUGCUCGUAAGAUCAUCGGCAUCGAGCACUUACCCAUCCCCCGCCCAAGCAAAUUUUUAACUCAUCCCCGGUCUAAACUCGGUACAUAAGAUGAACCCAUUCAAUCUUACGGAGAAUGACGGAGUCCCAAUAGGUGGUUUUAACUUCUGAAUCCGUGAACAAAAUCCUAUUGUGUGACCAUUCAAAUGACACCUCUCGAGCAAUACUAUAGCAUGGUACUAUUUGCUUUUCAGCCUGGUGAAAAUUAGAAAUGUUGUCGAGGCUUGACUUUGAUCACUUUUGGGAGGGAAAGGUUUAUGUUCAUUUGACAGAUUCUCCCCUUUGAAAGAAUUCAUUUGAAUCUUUUGAACCUUGUAAUCUUUUCUACAGCAGUCAAAAAAGUUAUAAAGUAGAGACAGUUACGUAUUUCUGCUAAUAAACCUUGAAAAUUCAUCCCCCAGCCUCGGAAUCAGCCUCUAAUCAGGCCCCCUUCUUAUAUGCGGCCAAUGGAAAAAAAGCCCCGGGGCGGCCAAAUACGUGCAAUAUGGAACUCCACCUUUAAUUAUUCAUUUCCUUUUUUUUUUUCGCAUUUGAGGGAAUACCAUAAAUGAUCGAUUAAGCGCCGCUCUCGACUGAGCGCCGCGACGCUUAUUUGGUAUUUACAAAUUAACGCCCCACCUUUGCUACGGCGCUUGAUAUCGCUUGAGAAAUAAGACCUCGACCAACUCGUGAGUUCUAAAGUUUUAAUGUAGGGAAACUCUUGAAACCGGGUUCAUAUAACACUUCGAGGUGUAACUAUUUUAUACUGUUAGUACAAAAUCAUACAUUCCAAGUACGCACCUCACUCAAUUCUUUCUAUAUUCCCCUCAGUGUUUUACCCGUGGUUGAAAUAGGCACCGCUCUCGUAUAAGCGCCGCACCUAUAACAGGUAAAAUGAAAUUAGCGCCACGUCGCUUAAUCGAUCAUUUACGGUAGUUAGUAAUGGCUUUUUCUUCACUUGCAGAAUUGGUUUGCCUCAUCAGCCACGCAGAUCGCUUUGUCUGGUCAUUACGUGGACUGGUACACACCCCUUGGUCUGUAUGUCAGUCAGCCGUACUCCAAAAAGCCUCCUCAAAAAGUCGUGCGCACCAAGCUGCAAUGGAUGUUGAUUAAGUCCAAAGGCCUGCCUCACGUCCCACCCGACUCUAGAAAGCAGCGUGGAGCCUUCCCGCCAAACUUUGUCCAUUCGCUGGACUCUACUCACAUGAUGUUGACCGCGCUAUUUUGUCAGCGAUCUGGCGCGACAUUUUCGUCGGUACACGACAGCUUCUGGACACAUGCAGCCAAUGUGGGAGUAAUGAAUCGAGUAAGUUAGAGUCUCUGGAAAAGAUGGGUAGCCUGCUAAUCGGGACCGGUGGUGGGUACCCUGUAAGCAAUUUUAUUUCCAAAAAAGUGGCCUUCGCUCGCAGGGUAUGUCGUGGGAGAGAAGGGAUUUGGCGAAGGACGGCUAGAGGCUGACACAAAUCAGAUGAAUUAAAGUUAAAAAAUGUAUGGAAUUUACUUCAAACUGACGUUAUAAUUUUGUUGAUGCUGCAACAGUGUGUUUGUUUAGUUUUGAUUUACCAAAUUUAUGAGAGCUUUACUACGAAAGUUCUAAGCGUUUGAAUGCAGAAAAUGUCAGGUGGUUGCGGAUCACUUCCUGGUGAUCUACGUACUCUUCAGGGGUACUGUUACUCUACGGGCUUUCAUCAUUACUAAUUUCUGAAUCCGGCCUACUUGGUUUUGAUCGGGAUUGUUGUACCAUGCAUUUGAAGGGGAGACCUCAAACUUCUCGAUUAAAAGGUCUACAUUAAUGGGAUUGAAAUCUCCCUCAUAGACUCGAUUUCCGCCGGUCUUUCGGGUCCGAUCGUGUUCCUUCCUGAAAAGAGACGGCUGGACGCGUGAGUCGUCGAUCGUAUCUGUGACUUUUAUUCAAAAUUUAAUUUAUGCAUCGUUAGGAAACGCCGGAAAUGGGAAAUGUCAUCAGACACCAAACACAUGCUGUGUUUUUGCCUCUUCGCCAAAAAAAACCUGCAGCAAUACGUAUGCCGGCGUACGUCUUUUCAAAAAGGAGCGCGGGCUCAUUUCCCGAACAGCGGUUGGUAAUCGAGCCUUACCAGCCUAGCAGCCGACAGCCUAUCUCCCUUACGGAGUGAGAGUUGAGGGUAAAGGUGGAUAGAGACAAUGUAUGGAAGGUCACGCGUAAAGGUAAAAGUUAAACCUCGCACGGAAAAAUUACGCGACAGUGGAAAUCAAUCCUAAGGGUCCAUAUGAAUGGCAUUACUAUUGAAUGCAGGCUUCUUCCACCGUUGUUCACCGAUUUAGUAUGUUGUGUGGUUUUUGGCAUCUUGUGUGGUGUCAGUAGUAAAGAAUCCUUUGGUUUUUGUCCUCUUUACUCAGAUUUGUCGUGAACAGUUCGUUGCUCUUCAUAAUGAGCCAAUACUGGAGGAACUUCAUGAACAUUUCCACAAGAAUUACUCAGACCUGAAGUAAGUCAAUUAAUCGUUUAAUGAGUCAGCGUGAUUAUGUCAUGAUAUGAAGCACAUGGGAAGUUUGAAGUGUAGGAAAGAGGCGUAAAGGUGAUGUUACGCGGGACGAUUCGCAACGACGAUUUUUAACGCAAUGUAGCGUGGCAACAUUGCUGCGACAUUGUUUCGAAUGUUACAACAUUGCUCCAACAUUGCAACGCUGUGUUGCGCUAAAAAUCGUCGUUGUGAAUCAUCCCAUGUAACAUCACCUUAAAGGUUGCUCGAGGCGCAGCCAAAAACAUUUAGAAAGGUUUUAGAAUUCAUAAUAAGAUUGAAAACGACAUUUCGCCGACGAAUUGUUUCGAAAGAGAGGACUGCAAAGAAUAAUUUACACGCCACAGCACUAACACCCUCAUUCCUCUACUAUCUGUUAACAAACUCAAAGGUUUUUCUCUUUAGAUUACGUUAUUAAACACAUGGUAAAUGCUUCAUCGUGUACUAUUGAGGUGCGGAUGCACGUGGGAGGAUUUGCUAGACUCACGAGAACGCGGUCGUUAUUAGCGCGCUAAGUGGGAAUAUGAAGCACGCUCGCUUUAGACCAUUUGCAAGGUGGCGUCGUUUUAUUAGUACUACCAGAAUCCAUUUCGUUUUCCGUUCAUAUUUAAAUUUGCCAAUGCCAGCGAGGAUUAAAACAACAAAAAUAUUAAUUUACAUAAGAAAGCAAAACACUGAAGAAUUCUGGUAUUGGUAGUAGUAAAAUGAUGUCAUCGUGCAAAUGGCCUAUUGAACGUUCGAUAUAUUAAAAUUCUGACAUGACUCCGAGGAUUUCUGGUCAUUUUUCUAUAUUUGAUUUGGUUUUCUUUGUGCUCAAGUCUCUUCUGCGAAUUGUGAGACAAUGGAGUUUGCAAUUUUGUCCCCAAAGCCUCGGAGUCGUGAUAGAAUUUUAAUAUAUCGAACGUGGGCCAUUUGAUUACGCGAAUAUUCUAUCUAUGUUAUAACGCCUACUCCAUCGCUGUUUUGUUCCUGGUAACACACGAUUCUGUUUGACUCUCCAAUAUGGCGUUUUUGCAGGUUAGUUCGUCCGUUAAAAUCAAAGGAGAGUGGAAAGGAACUAACACAUGUGACAUUCGAAGGAAGACCAGAUUACGGUAUGUUUGUAUAGGUAAUAGCAUGAUUUGUAGUGAUAUUUGGCAUAAAUACCACGAGUGAUGUUUCAAAAUUGUUAUACUUAAUUUCACGAGCCUUAAGGCGAGUGAAGUAUGAGACAAUUUUUAAAUAUCACUAGUAGUAUUUAUGCCAAAUAUCAGGCACAAAUCAUGCUUAAUUGUUUAUACUACUACCCAGGAAAAGUUUGUGAUUUUCACAUGUAGUAGUUAUUUCAAAUUAAGCUGAAAUACCACUGCUCUAAGCCAAUCAAACUGCAGAAAUUUCUCAUGUAGUAAUAUAAUUCACCUAAAACUACGAGUAAGUACCCUGAGUACCACACGUUUUCCUCGUCUGCGACUUUUGCGGUGUUUGCUGGGAGAUGCUUCUGGUUGGCUGCUAGCCUGCGUAGCCAUUCGUCGAAAAUUUCUCGAAAACUCGCUCGGAAACGACGCAGCCUAGUCGGCCCGUAGGCCGAAGCCACGAGUGGCGAAGCCGAACCACUUAUUGACCCCUGGAUGUUUUCGUAUAAGCAGGAAUGUAAUUGGUUCGGCGCUAUAAAAGCGAUGGCUUUCUGGUCCAGAUUUAAAAGCGUCUGGUUUCAAGGGUAUCGAGUCAGCUGUGCGGUCAAAUUCAUAUAUCGGUUAAGUCGUUCGUGAAAAUGUGGUUUCUAUUCCUUCAUUCCGCGGUCUUCGUUAUAUAUUUCAUUAUUUGUUUAUUUGCUUUUUUCUAUUGUGGGAAACGUAGGUAGCGUGUUUUUUAAUAAGGUUGUAUGACUCAAAAGAUUUGAUCGCCUGAGUAUCUCUUUCUCGCGCGUCCUGCACUUUUUAGGACAGCCGCUGACAAGGCGCUGGAGAUGACAGUGCACGAUAAACAAAGUAGAGACGCUCAUACUUUCAUUGAAAUGCAAGAGAAUACACUAGAAGUCGCCCGAACAGUCCUUAAUGAAACUACUUGUAGCUUACAUGUACUGAGUACAUGUAACCUUAACAGCGUUUUCUCUCCUUUUCAUUUAUUUUCAGGAGACUUUGACAUCAAAGAAGUUCUUAACUCCACCUACUUCUUCUGCUGAACAAUGUCACAAUGCUGAUGUAUGUGUUUAUGUACCUUUCUUCCGUGAAAGUAAAGCCUGUACGAUUUUAAUUCCUGAGAUUGAAGGCUGAAAACCCCUGAGUUGGGAACUAUCUUAUUGGGAGUUUCACCCUAUGUAAGGUAAUCUGGAUUCCGGAAUACGAGAAAUUUUUCUUUGCGAAGUGCGAAAUCCGGGAUGUUUCUGCUUUUGAAAUCUGGAAUCCCGCUAAUGAUUAGAAUGCGGAGACAAGGAAUCCCGAAUCCAGUACUUGGAGUCCAGAAUGAAAGGAAUGGCAUGGGACCAGACGAGUCGUUUCGCGCUUGGCUCAAAAUGCCGCGUUCGCCUCGCUUGGCUCGUAAAGCGCCUGUUAUACAGGCUUCCACGCUAGUAAAUAGACAACUGGAUGCCUCGUCCUGUUGUGUACUAGCUGACGUCAUGACUUAGUCAAAGGCAUUUGAAGAACGCAAGGUAAAGUUUGAAAAUUUGUGAUGGUGGGUGGUAAUUGGCAAAAAACGGCGACACAAUCAAACCAGUGCGCCCACCAUAUUCGGAAGCCAUGCGGGCUUCAAAGCUAUUAACACUGCUGGUGCUGG